CCUUCCUGUAAGUCUCCACCCUUUGAAAACUCUGCUAUAUAUUGACAGCAGAAAUUAACCCCAAAACAUGCACAUCUCAGCUCUAAAGCAACAUCCUGCAAGGAGCAUCUUUUUUGGGGGGUGUCUUCUUGAAAAUCAAGCCGUGUCUUUAAUUCCCCGAGGCUCCUCUCUGUCCAGCAUCAUCAGCAGCAGCAGCAACAUGACUCCUGGGUCUCUCCUCCUGUGCGUCCUGCUCCUUCUUUCCGUUUCCCAAUCUGCGCGCUGCGUCCCCGUCUGCAACAACCAGUGCUGCCGCUUCGUGGAGGAAUUCCCCGUCAGGGCGAAGAAGCUGAGGCAGGACUAUAAACAGAUCAGAGAUUUCUAUGAAGCAAACGAUGACUUGGAUGAAGCCUUGUUAGACCAGAGCGUGGAGGAUUCCUUGAACCCAGCGAGCCCAUUUGCCUGCCAGGCCAUGAACAGCAUCCUGGACUUUUACCUGAGAACGGUUCUGCCGACCGCCGUGGCCGGAGUGACCGAAGAAACCACAGAUUUGAAACCUCACGUGGAGUCCAUACAACAAAUUUUCGAUGAGCUCAAGAGUGAUGUCACCAGAUGUAGGAACUACUUCUCCUGCAAGAAGCAGUUUGACAUCAAAAACCUAAACCAGACGUAUACACAGAUGGAGAAUAAAGGCAUGUUUAAAGCCAUGGGGGAGCUGGAUGUGCUGGUCAACUACAUCGAGAUGUACCUGGCAUCCAAGCGGCUCAGAGAUCAUUAACAGGGAUCUUUAUCACCGUUUCAACCAAAAAAGAGCAUAAAGUGGGGUUGAUUUUUAGAUUUGGGACUCACAUCUAUGGACUCCAACAAUUCCAGAACCAUGAAUGUAAUUAUCCAAUUGCUGAACAUGUCUUUGUUCUGCAAAGACCUUUUUUACUUGUGUUUGUCCCAAGGACAAGAUUUUCUGCUUGAGAACCUAUUCUGUUGUACACAGAAAGAUCGAUUAACUGUAUUUUUUCAGUAUGGAAGUAUUUAUUUAUUUGUACAUGUCUUAAAAUGUAUUUACAUAUUUAUUGUACUUUUAUCUAUGUUGCCAGUAAUAAAAUAAC
Molecule: messenger RNA, 1085 nt
Organism: Cyprinodon tularosa
Lineage: Eukaryota; Metazoa; Chordata; Actinopteri; Cyprinodontiformes; Cyprinodontidae
Gene: il10
Product: interleukin 10
Exons: 5
Coding region: 68-757 (229 amino acids)
Source: RefSeq, a predicted model, not a curated record